Trachymyrmex cornetzi is the source of this 1075-nucleotide messenger RNA. RefSeq lists its product as uncharacterized. The record is from RefSeq and is a predicted model, not a curated record. NCBI's taxonomy places the organism in Eukaryota, Metazoa, Arthropoda, Insecta, Hymenoptera, Formicidae. Bases 170 to 499 code for a protein of 109 amino acids. The transcript has 3 exons.
UUAUCACAUUUAGAAAAUGUUAUAAUUGCUUCUUACGAGGCAAAAUAUUCAAUGCAAUCUAGUCAUCUAGCCAUAUUGGCGACAGUGUUUUAUUAAUAAAAUUAUAAAAUUGUCACGUCAUUGUUUUCAUACGAUUGCGGACAAUUUAGUUUCUUCGUAAAAUAUUUGCAUGAUGAUUCGCUUAAAUUGUAAUAUUUUGACGAAUCUACAAGCAAGAAGUUGUAGACGAUUUGUUACAAGUGCUUUUUUCCUAAAACCGAAGAUUUUAAAUGAAACUUUAAUUGAGUCCUCGGAGAACACCCAAGAGUCGCCACGAAUGAAGCAAUUCCAUGAGAAACUUAAAUUGCAACCGAUACCAAAAGUAGGACCGCGGGAAAGGUUCGUGGAUUUAGUAUUAGUGAAAACCGACCCGAGAACUGGAGAACUGAUAACAAAUGGCGAGAAAGACCCUACUAAAUGGGGAGACUGGCAGCACGGUGGUAGAGUCAGUGAUUUUUGAAACGAAAACACCGUGUAUAUUUUUUAAUGUAGUUUCUAUAAAUAUAUUUAAAGAACUUCAAAGAAUUCUUACUUCUUAACUUGCAAUGAUCAAUUUUUGCAUUUGUAACUAUAUACGCGGAAAAUAAAUUAAAUUAUUUCGGUCAGUGUUAAGUAAAAUAACGUAAAUCAAAAUUGUUUCUUGAUAUGAAAAAAUAUAUAAAUUAGAUAAAUAAUAUAAGUAUAGAUGUAUAUGAAGGAAAGCUCUUGUAUUAUAGAACAAAAAUUGUAUAUCAGUGAGAGGUAAUAAAUUACAUUGUACAAAAGUGAACCUUUUUUGCUGGACUAUGAUACCCCCGAGUAAGUUUUCAGAAGUUACUACAAAUUUAUUAGUAACGACAUUCCAUGUUUGGUAUUGUUAACUUCACAUGACUUUCUUUCCGAAAGUCUGGCACUAUGGCAACCUACACAAAAAGCUUAAUUACGUCAUAAUGUACAGAGAUUAUCAGUACAUUAUACAUAUAAAAAUAUGCAACACUUUGUCAAAUACUGAAUACUGUAUGUUAGAAUAACAAACAUUUUAUACAUCAAAGCGGUU